This is a messenger RNA of Aplysia californica (California sea hare), 2222 nucleotides long. RefSeq lists its product as uncharacterized. The record is from RefSeq and is a predicted model, not a curated record. The transcript is spliced from 3 exons. NCBI's taxonomy places the organism in Eukaryota, Metazoa, Mollusca, Gastropoda, Aplysiida, Aplysiidae. The coding region runs from base 1220 to 2164 and encodes 314 amino acids.
ACAUGUACAUUUAUUAUGCCUUACUUUUACUCUUCCGUUAAGACGUGGACGUGGACAGGUCGAGGUAUUGCCAGUAUUGGGGCCAGUAUCAAAAGAUGCAAGCAAUAAAAAGCUCAAGUGGUCAGACUGGAUCGAUCAGAAAGGCAAGUAAGUGGGACUAAGGCUUAUCGGUCGUGGCUGGUGGAGCUCGUCGCUUUUGGCUUUCCUGCCUGCACUGUUUCAUGUCAGUGAACUGCACAUAAUGCAGCUCGUCACUCAUAAUCUCACAAUGCUGGACACAUACCAAGAGAAAACAAGGGCCCGCAGCGACAAGACGGAAUAUCAUGGCUGUUCUCUAUUUCAUGAGUCUGCUGGGUGUGUGUUUUGCGUAGUUCCUACACAGUCUCACACACUAUUGUAUUCAUUAGUUUCAGUAAGCUGGUAUUGAAAUUCAUGUUUACAGAACAGCUUUUUUUCAAAGUUGUGAUGUGGAACAAAGAAAAUUUACUAUUGAAAGUUGAAAAGAAAAGAAAACUACUGCUACAAAUCUUUGAUUACCGUGGAGUGUAACAAUUAACAAUGUUUAAGGAUUGCCGUCUGCGCAAGAACUUGUCCUAUUCGGUUUUGUGUCAUUCGUGGAGUGGACGAUUCUUCAGACUGCCGCCAGGAGUCCUCCCCAAACUAACAACAACGCAAACAAUCUGAGCUUGGGCUAGACUUUCAUAAACCUCUACCCCGAAUAACCAGAAGGUCAUCAGUUUCCCUAAGCUGAUCGAUAGAAAUGUAAAUAUUUAGCUCGAAGGUAUUAUAUCUGCUCACUUUGACUAUGUAACCACAGUAUAGUAGUAGGCUUUAAAACAAAUCUUGUACUCAAAUCCACUGGUACGCGUUGAAAAGUGUGCGAAUAACUAGAUCUAUAAUAACCAUCUGACAAAAACGUGCCCCGCUGUGAGUGUGAUUCUUCAUUGACGGAUUGCUACCGCGACACUCAUUAAUCAUAGCGACAUUUCGGAGUCUCACUUGUCGAAUCUAAUAAUUGGUCUAACUAACAAUUAAUGUUUAACCAUUUUUUCUCUUCAGAUUGCUAAGUAUGGGUUACAUAAAUUAAAACAAAGCUGUGCCUGAUCCUCUUGGUCUCUGGGGUCUGGCCACCACAAGGACUUGUCAGGCCAGCUCAAAGCUCUAACUAGUCUAUGACCGCAUAUUUACUAGACGAGUCCCUCCCACAAACUCUGUAACCAUGUCUGCGCGAUCAUCAACGGAGAGGCCCCCAAAACACCCAGGACCUACGGGUUUGUCUCUGUCCAAGCACGCCAGCGGGAGCUAUGUGCAGAGAUUCAAGAUUCAGAAGGAGCGUAUCAAAACUCUCCACAGUAACUCGGACGACGAGUCACAAACGAAAAACUCGAGAGUUAUCGACAAGUUGUUACCAAAGAUAAACAGCAUUGCUCGAGAGGACACCAGUGUGAAAAAGUACACCCGAUCAGAUACCGUGAAAUCGAUCAAGCUGCCCGGAGUGAGUGGCGGCUCGGCGUAUUCACAGGCCGCACGGCGUCGACAACCGGUCCCUGUCAAGACAUUCCACCUCAGGCUUAACCCUGAAAUGUCCAAGUCCCUCAGCAGCCUCCCGUCCAUCCCCGGCUCCCCGUCCGUCGACCAGAGUAUUUCACCUUCAUCAGAUCGUGAAUACGAAUUUAAAGGCACUGCCUUCCCGGCUAAACAUCGCUACCAGAAAAUUGCUUUCCAAAAGACUCUACACGCUGAAAAAACCUCAGCGGAUGAUUUAACACUUGGGGCAUCUCUCGGCCAAAAUGAAAAAGGAAAAAGCAAUCGUUUCGAGGGUGUCUAUCGCAACGCUCUACCACGUCGUCCUCAUCGCCACCAUCCUCACCACGCAGGGUCCUCCGAGCCAGAGACGGCCCGCUCUCUGAUAGACGGAGAACCCCCAAAGAGUAGCAGCACUCUCAGCCACGUCCGGAUGCGGAGAUAUUCCAAAGAGAGCUCUAUCAGCGACACCAGGAGCGAAGGUAACUACCUGGUAGCCAAGAAGUGGAAGGACGAUUGUGACUGUCUGCGGUGCCAGAUGUUGAGGCGACAGUACAAGGAGGGGGACGAGCAAUACAAACUCUGGGGACAGUACCCGUGCCACAGGGUCGACCACGCUAUUCGGCUUGAUGACGAUUGACGUGCCUCGUACGUUUAGUACAGUCAAACCUGCUCUAACGGUCACCUGUACAAAAGGC